This is a messenger RNA of Hansenula ciferrii, 1176 nucleotides long. RefSeq names its product Counting factor 60. Bases 1 to 1176 code for a protein of 391 amino acids. The record is from RefSeq and is a predicted model, not a curated record. Gene Ontology annotation, biological process: dephosphorylation. Gene Ontology annotation, molecular function: phosphatase activity. NCBI's taxonomy places the organism in Eukaryota, Fungi, Ascomycota, Saccharomycetes, Phaffomycetales, Wickerhamomycetaceae. The transcript has a single exon.
AUGUUGCUUACAUCUGUUACAUCAUUGUUUGCUUUGGCUUCUAUUGUUCAUGGUCAGGAUCAUUUGGAAAUCGUAACAGCUCCUCAAUUUUUAGAACAACCUUUAUCAGGAUUCCAUCAUGGUUCUCAAUCUCCAUUAGGUGUUUCAGAGCAUUACAAUUAUUGUAAUAUGCCUAGAACAAAUAAAGAUACUUAUACAAAAGUUAAUUCAGAUUAUGAGUUGAUCUAUGUUGAAUUGAUUCAUCGUCACCAUAAAAGAACUGCAUAUGCAUCUAAUUUAUUACCAGGAGAUAUUAAAGAAGAUUAUAUGAAAUAUCCACAAAUUACCACUGGUGGUAAAAUAGAUUCUUUCAAUCAUGGUAAAGAUUUAUAUGGUGUUUAUCAUGAUGUCCUGGGUUUUUUACCAGAUGAAUAUGACUCCUCAAAAGUUGAAUAUAGAGUGACAAAUAAUAACAUUACUACUCAAGUUUUCAAUUCAUUAAUCAAAGGAAUGUAUCCAAGUUAUAACAUCACACCUGAAUUAAGAGAAGAUGAUAAUUUAGAACCAAAUUUAAAAUGUAAACAAGGUGAUGAUUUGAAAACUGCAAUCAGAUCUACUCCAACUUGGUACCAAGAAACAAAUUUAACCAUUUAUAAAGAAUUAGGUGAUCAAGAUGGUGUUAAUGCAAAAGAUCAACCAAGUUUCUUCAAUUCAAUUGAUCAUUUCUUUGACAACUUAUCAUCAAAAACAUGUGCAGGUGAUGCAAUUAAUGUUACAGAAUCCCAAUUCAAUACAGUUAUGAAACUAGGACAUUGGGAAUAUGAUUAUACUUUUAGACAAUCACCAAAUGCAACUGCUUAUGGUGCUUAUAAAUUUGGUAAUUUCACAUUAGAAUUAGCAUCUCACUUCCAAAGUGCAAUUGAUGGUGAAUCACCAGUUAUUUAUAAACAUAAUAUUGCACAUGAUGGUUCAAUUUCUGCUUUGACUGCAUUGAUUAAAGAUUUUACACAGAUUAAACUUUUCCAAUGGCCAGGUAUGGGAUCUGAAUAUGUUUUUGAAUUAUAUAAGAAGAAUGAUGAUCAUUAUUUAAGAAUAUUAUAUGCUGGAAGAGAAUUAACUUUCACUUCAGUGGAUGAGUUCUUUGGUUAUUUGGACAAUAUUAAAGUAUCUGAUUAUAGUACACAAUGUUCUGCAUGA